Molecule: messenger RNA, 2982 nt
Organism: Acomys russatus (golden spiny mouse)
Lineage: Eukaryota; Metazoa; Chordata; Mammalia; Rodentia; Muridae
Gene: Prpf6
Product: pre-mRNA processing factor 6
Exons: 21
Coding region: 132-2957 (941 amino acids)
Biological process (GO): spliceosomal tri-snRNP complex assembly; mRNA splicing, via spliceosome
Cellular component (GO): U4/U6 x U5 tri-snRNP complex; catalytic step 2 spliceosome
Molecular function (GO): protein binding
Source: RefSeq, a predicted model, not a curated record
UCGCUGUCUACUUCCGGGGCGCAGGUGACGUAGCGGUCGCAUCUCUUCCAGCUGCGACUCCGGGAGGACCUGGAGGCCUCUGCCGCGUACUUGCUCCUCUGCUUUCCCCCGUGUCGGCUAGCAGCACCGCCAUGAACAAGAAGAAGAAGCCGUUCCUGGGCAUGCCUGCGCCACUGGGCUACGUGCCCGGGCUCGGCCGAGGUGCCACUGGCUUCACCACCCGGUCAGACAUUGGGCCUGCCCGGGAUGCAAAUGACCCCGUGGAUGACCGUCAUGCCCCACCAGGCAAGAGAACGGUGGGGGACCAGAUGAAGAAGAACCAGGCUGCUGAUGACGAUGAUGAGGAUCUGAACGAUACCAACUAUGAUGAGUUUAAUGGCUAUGCUGGGAGCCUCUUUUCAAGCGGGCCUUAUGAGAAGGAUGACGAGGAAGCAGAUGCUAUUUAUGCCGCCCUGGAUAAAAGGAUGGAUGAAAGAAGAAAAGAAAGAAGAGAACAAAGAGAAAAAGAAGAAAUUGAGAAAUACCGAAUGGAACGUCCCAAAAUCCAGCAACAGUUUUCAGAUCUCAAGAGGAAGUUGGCAGAGGUCACAGAAGAAGAAUGGCUGAGCAUUCCAGAGGUUGGCGAUGCCAGAAACAAACGUCAGCGGAAUCCGCGCUAUGAGAAGCUGACCCCUGUUCCUGAUAGUUUCUUUGCCAAGCAUUUACAGACUGGAGAGAACCACACUUCUGUGGAUCCCCGACAAACUCAAUUUGGAGGUCUGAACACACCCUACCCGGGUGGCCUGAACACUCCAUACCCAGGUGGAAUGACCCCAGGAUUGAUGACACCUGGGACGGGGGAGCUGGACAUGAGGAAGAUUGGCCAAGCACGGAAUACCCUGAUGGACAUGAGGCUUAGCCAGGUAUCUGACUCAGUGAGUGGGCAGACCGUUGUGGACCCCAAAGGAUAUCUGACAGAUCUAAAUUCUAUGAUCCCAACCCAUGGAGGGGACAUAAAUGAUAUCAAGAAGGCACGACUACUUCUCAAAUCUGUUCGAGAAACAAACCCUCAUCACCCACCAGCUUGGAUUGCGUCAGCUCGCCUGGAAGAAGUCACUGGAAAGCUACAAGUGGCUCGGAACCUUAUUAUGAAAGGGACAGAGAUGUGCCCCAAGAGUGAAGAUGUCUGGCUAGAAGCAGCUAGGUUACAGCCUGGGGACACAGCCAAGGCUGUGGUGGCACAAGCUGUCCGCCAUCUCCCACAGUCUGUUAGGAUUUACAUUAGAGCAGCAGAGCUGGAAACAGACAUUCGAGCAAAGAAGCGUGUUCUCCGGAAAGCCCUUGAGCAUGUUCCAAACUCUGUUCGAUUGUGGAAAGCAGCUGUUGAGCUCGAAGAGCCUGAAGAUGCUAGAAUCAUGCUGAGCCGAGCGGUGGAAUGCUGUCCCACCAGUGUAGAGCUUUGGCUUGCUUUGGCAAGGCUGGAAACUUAUGAAAAUGCUCGCAAAGUCUUAAAUAAAGCACGUGAGAACAUUCCUACAGACCGGCACAUCUGGAUCACAGCUGCCAAGCUUGAGGAGGCCAAUGGGAACACUCAGAUGGUGGAGAAGAUCAUUGACCGAGCUAUCACCUCCCUGCGGGCUAACGGUGUGGAGAUCAAUCGGGAGCAGUGGAUCCAGGAUGCUGAGGAGUGCGACAGGGCAGGGAGCGUGGCCACGUGCCAGGCAGUCAUGCGUGCUGUAAUCGGUAUUGGGAUUGAGGAGGAAGACCGCAAACAUACCUGGAUGGAAGAUGCUGACAGUUGUGUGGCCCACAAUGCCCUGGAGUGUGCACGCGCCAUCUACGCCUACGCCCUGCAAGUCUUCCCUAGCAAGAAGAGUGUGUGGCUGCGAGCUGCGUACUUCGAGAAGAACCAUGGGACCAGGGAGUCUCUGGAAGCGCUCCUGCAGAGGGCUGUGGCCCACUGCCCCAAGGCAGAGGUGCUGUGGCUAAUGGGUGCCAAGUCAAAGUGGCUGGCGGGGGAUGUGCCUGCAGCAAGGAGCAUCCUGGCCCUGGCCUUUCAGGCCAACCCCAACAGCGAAGAGAUCUGGCUGGCGGCCGUGAAGCUGGAGUCGGAGAACAAUGAGUACGAGCGAGCCCGGAGGCUGCUGGCCAAGGCCCGGAGCAGCGCGCCCACGGCCCGCGUGUUCAUGAAGUCCGUGAAGCUGGAGUGGGUGUUGGGGAACAUCACGGCUGCCCAGGAGCUAUGUGAGGAGGCUCUGAGGCACUACGAAGACUUCCCCAAGCUGUGGAUGAUGAAGGGGCAGAUUGAGGAGCAGGGUGAACUGAUGGAGAAAGCCCGGGAGGCCUAUAACCAGGGGCUGAAGAAAUGCCCUCACUCCACACCACUGUGGCUCCUGCUCUCCCGGCUAGAGGAAAAGAUUGGGCAGCUGACUCGUGCUCGGGCCAUUUUAGAGAAGUCUCGUCUAAAAAACCCAAAGAACCCUGGGCUGUGGUUGGAAUCUGUGCGGCUGGAGUACCGGGCAGGGCUGAAGAACAUUGCCAACACGCUCAUGGCCAAGGCUCUGCAGGAGUGCCCCAAUUCUGGUAUCCUGUGGUCUGAAGCGGUCUUCCUUGAGGCAAGGCCCCAGAGGAAGACCAAGAGUGUGGAUGCCCUGAAGAAGUGUGAACAUGACCCGCAUGUGCUUUUAGCUGUGGCUAAGCUGUUCUGGAGUGAACGAAAGAUCACCAAAGCCCGGGAGUGGUUCCAUCGCACUGUGAAGAUUGACUCAGAUCUGGGGGAUGCCUGGGCCUUCUUCUACAAAUUUGAACUGCAGCAUGGCACUGAGGAGCAGCAGGAGGAAGUGAGGAAACGCUGUGAAAAUGCAGAGCCCAGGCAUGGAGAGCUGUGGUGUGCUGUGUCCAAGGACAUCACCAACUGGCAGAGAAAGAUUGGGGAAAUCCUAGUGCUGGUGGCUGCCCGCAUCAAGAACACCUUCUGAUAGCAGGGGCCGCAAGCACAUACCU